AUGCCUGACUUGCCACAAGUGCAGAAGUCAUGGAGUGCAGAGCUGCAAACGCUCGAGGGCCAUUCUUAUUCGGUUUAUUCAGUGGCCUUCUCACCGGACGGCCAGAGGAUCGUGUCCGGAUCUCACGAUCACACCAUCAAGCUCUGGGAUGCCCAGACCGGUGCGGAGCUGCGAACCCUCGAGGGCCAUUCUGAUUCGGUUCCUUCAGUGGCCUUCUCACCGGACGGCCGGAGGAUCGUGUCCGGAUCAGGCGAUAAGACUAUUAAGCUCUGGGAUGCCCAGACCGGUGUGGAGCGAACCCUCGAGGGCCAUUCUGAUUGGGUUCGGUCAGUGGCCUUCUCACCGGAUGGCCGGAGGAUCGUGUCCGGAUCUGACGAUCAGACCAUCAAGCUCUGGGAUGCCCAGAUUGGUGCGGAGCUGCGAAUCCUCGAGGGCCAUUCUCAUUGGGUUCGGUCAGUGGCCUUCUCACCGGACGGCCGGAGGAUCGUGUCCGGAUCUGACGAUCAGACCAUCAAGCUCUGGGAUGCCCAGACCGGUGCGGAGCUGCGAACCCUCGAGGGCCAUUCUCGCUCGGUUCCUUCAGUGGCCUUCUCACCGGACGGCCGGAGGAUCGUGUCCGGAUCUGGCGAUAAGACCAUCAAGCUCUGGGAUGCCCAGACCGGUGUGGAGCUGCGAACCCUCGAGGGCCAUUCUGGCUCGAUUUAUUCAGUGGCCUUCUCACCGGACGGCCGGAGGAUCGUGUCCGGAUCUGUCGAUCAGACCAUCAAGCUCUGGGAUGCCCAGACCGGUGUGGAGCUGCGAACCCUCGAGGGCCAUUCUGAUUCGGUUCCUUCAGUGGCCUUCUCACCGGACGGCCGGAGGAUCGUGUCCGGAUCUGUCGAUCAGACCAUCAAGCUCUGGGAUGCCCAGACCGGUGCGGAGCUGCGAACCCUCGAGGGCCAUUCUGGCUGGGUUUAUUCAGUGGCCUUCUCACCGGACGGCCGGAGGAUCGUGUCCGGAUCUGUCGAUCAGACCAUCAAGCUCUGGGAUGCCCAGACCGGUGCGGAGCUGCGAACCCUCGAGGGCCAUUCUCAUUGGAUUCGGUCAGUGGCCUUCUCACCGGACGGCCGGAGGAUCGUGUCCGGAUCUGACGAUCAGACCAUCAAGCUCUGGGAUGCCCAGACCGGUGCGGAGCUGCGAACCCUCGAGGGCCAUUCUGAUUCGGUUCCUUCAGUGGCCUUCUCACCGGACGGCCGGAGGAUCGUGUCCGGAUCAGGCGAUAAGACUAUUAAGCUCUGGGAUGCCCAGACCGGUGUGGAGCGAACCCUCGAGGGCCAUUCUGAUUGGGUUCGGUCAGUGGCCUUCUCACCGGAUGGCCGGAGGAUCGUGUCCGGAUCUGACGAUCAGACUAUUAAGCUCUGGGAUGCCCAGACCGGUGUGGAGCGAACCCUCGAGGGCCAUUCUGAUUGGGUUCGGUCAGUGGCCUUCUCACCGGAUGGCCGGAGGAUCGUGUCCGGAUCUGACGAUCAGACCAUCAAGCUCUGGGAUGCCCAGACCGGUGCAGAGCUGCAAACCCUCGAGGGCCAUUCUGGCUCGGUUUAUUCAGUGGCCUUUUCACCGGACGGCCAGAGAAUCGUGUCCGGAUCUGUUGAUAAGACCAUCAAGCUCUGGGAUGCCCAGACCGGUGCGGAGCUGCGAACCCUCGAGGGCCAUUUUGACUCGGUUGAUUCAGUGGCCUCAGGUAAUACCCAUAUGGAGCACAACCAAGGCUCCCAGAUAUCAGUUGAGAACUCCUGGGUCUAUUGGAGAGGUAAAAGCGUAAUAUGGCUUCCUCCUGAAUUUCGUGGACAUGGAUGUCAUGCUACCAAACAUGAUAUACUUGCCCUGGGGUAUCCGACCGGUCGUGUUCUCGUUAUUAGAUUUCGUACACCUUCCGAUUGAAUCUGUUUUUAAUAACACAAUCCAAUCUCCUUAUAUU
Messenger RNA from Aspergillus melleus, 1957 nucleotides. RefSeq lists its product as uncharacterized. Gene Ontology annotation, molecular function: protein binding. Gene Ontology annotation, biological process: negative regulation of transcription by RNA polymerase II. The transcript has a single exon. NCBI's taxonomy places the organism in Eukaryota, Fungi, Ascomycota, Eurotiomycetes, Eurotiales, Aspergillaceae. Bases 1 to 1920 code for a protein of 639 amino acids. The record is from RefSeq and is a predicted model, not a curated record. Gene Ontology annotation, cellular component: transcription repressor complex; nucleus.